AAGCCAAGAGUCACCCACUCCCCCUGUUUCUUCCUUUCACUCCCAUCUCUCUCUUUUUCUUCGAACCACAAAACCAUCCUUCACUCCUCUCUCUCCCAAUCCCUAUAACUACAAGCAUUAGCUUCUUCAAUUCAUCCAAAACCCAUCUUCUUCUUCAUCUCUUCUCUCUGUCUCCCUGUGUUUCUGUUCAUUUAAGCAUAUCUAUUUCUGCUGCCAUGGCUGUAGCAGAGCUGUCCCCUGCAUAUACCAAGACCACUCGUCUCCACUCCUCACAACUUUCCCUAUGUUCCUCCCGUAUCCCUGAUCACCGACACCGUUCUCUUCGAUUGGUUCCUCGGCAUCGAAACUGUAAAAUUACUUGCUCUGUUGCGCCCAAUCAAGUUGAAGCUCCGGUUGCAGUUCAGGCUGACGGACCUAACAGCAAGUCCGAUUGUUAUGGCGUUUUCUGCCUAACGUACGAUCUCAAAGCUGAGGAAGAGACAAAAACAUGGAAGAAGUUAAUCACUGUGUCAGUCUCAGGUGCUGCUGGGAUGAUAUCAAAUCAUUUACUAUUCAAACUUGCAUCUGGUGAAGUUUUUGGGCCUGAUCAGCCUAUUGCGUUGAAACUAUUGGGAUCUGAGAGGUCAUUCCAAGCCCUCGAAGGAGUUGCAAUGGAACUUGAAGACUCCCUGUAUCCUUUGUUGCGGGAGGUGAGAAUUGGAAUCGACCCUUAUGAGGUACACCAAGAUGCUGAAUGGGCUCUUUUGAUUGGUGCAAAACCUCGGGGACCUGGAAUGGAACGUGCUGACUUAUUAGAUAUCAAUGGGCAAAUAUUUGCUGCGCAGGGAAAAGCUCUUAAUGCUGUUGCAUCCCGUAAUGUCAAAGUUAUAGUCGUUGGGAACCCUUGCAACACCAAUGCAUUAAUUUGUAUGAAAAAUGCACCAAACAUUCCCGCGAAGAAUUUCCACGCUCUAACUAGGUUAGAUGAAAAUAGAGCAAAAUGCCAGCUUGCUCUCAAAGCAGGUGUCUUCUAUGAUAAGGUGUCAAAUGUGACCAUAUGGGGAAACCAUUCCACUACUCAGGUUCCAGACUUCUUAAAUGCAAGGAUCGAUGGUUUACCUGUCAAAGAAGUUAUCAAGGAUCAUAAGUGGUUGGAAGAAGAGUUCACUGUGAAAGUUCAGAAGAGAGGUGGUGUGCUGAUUCAGAAAUGGGGAAGGUCUUCAGCUGCAUCAACUGCUGUAUCAAUUGUUGACGCCAUAAAGUCUCUAAUAACUCCCACCCCUAAGGGUGAUUGGUUUUCUUCUGGAGUUUAUACCAAUGGAAACCCUUAUGGUAUAGCUGAGGAUAUUGUUUUCAGCAUGCCAUGCCGAUCAAAAGGAGAUGGUGAUUAUGAACUUGUCAAAGAUGUAAUAUUUGACGAUUAUCUCCGUAAGCGAAUUUCUAAGACUGAGGCUGAGUUGCUAGCCGAGAAGAGAUGUGUAGCUCAUCUGACUGGAGAGGGUAUUGGAUUCUGUGAUCUACCAGAGGACACAAUGCUUCCUGGAGAAAUGUAAUAGUAUACAACCAUACCAGACCUCUUUUUGAGAAACAGUGGCUACUGAGAUGAUGAGAAAUCUAAACGACGGCUACUGGGUGAGGAAAGAAAACCGUGUUUCUUAAGUUUAUUUGCGCAAUGUAUUCUAUUUAUUAGCAGGUAGUCUUCUGUUCUUUCUUCCAUUUGCCAUGUCUCUGCUGCAGUGUGCCUAACCUGCCAUAUAAUGAUGUCUGUACUGAAUUAUCACUUCAUAACAACAUAUAUAGUUCCAACAUUACAUAACCGUCCCUUGUUUUCUUCG
Molecule: messenger RNA, 1814 nt
Organism: Tripterygium wilfordii
Lineage: Eukaryota; Viridiplantae; Streptophyta; Magnoliopsida; Celastrales; Celastraceae
Product: malate dehydrogenase [NADP], chloroplastic
Exons: 14
Coding region: 216-1532 (438 amino acids)
Biological process (GO): oxaloacetate metabolic process; malate metabolic process; tricarboxylic acid cycle
Molecular function (GO): L-malate dehydrogenase (NAD+) activity; L-malate dehydrogenase (NADP+) activity
Source: RefSeq, a predicted model, not a curated record